Molecule: messenger RNA, 1118 nt
Organism: Lottia gigantea (owl limpet)
Lineage: Eukaryota; Metazoa; Mollusca; Gastropoda; Lottiidae
Exons: 10
Coding region: 19-963 (314 amino acids)
Molecular function (GO): oxidoreductase activity
Source: RefSeq, a predicted model, not a curated record
AUACUUUGAACAGCAAUCAUGAAGAAUUUAUCUGGUAAAAUAUGUCUUGUUACUGGAGCAACUCGAGGUUUAGGAAAGGGCAUAGCUCUACAGUUAGGCGAGGCUGGGGCCACCGUUUAUAUUACAGGUAGAACAUUGAAUCCACCGAACGAUAAAGUUGGUGGAAGUUUGAAAGAAACAGCUAAAGAAGUUGAAAGGCGAGGUGGUAAAUGUAUUCCAGUUCAAUGUGACCACAAUAAUGCUGAAGAAAUCAGAACAUUAUUUGAAAAAAUCAAAAUAGAACAGGAUGGAACACUUGAUAUUUUAGUUAAUUGUGCAUUUAGUGCAGUUAAGACAUCUCUUGAUAAUCUUUACACCGACUUUUGGAAGUUAGAGCCAAAACUAUGGGAUGAUGUGAAUUCUGUUGGCUUAAGGAAUCAUUAUUUCUGCUCGGUGUAUGCAGCUCGAAUGAUGGUAGAAAGAAAGUCAGGGAUAAUUUUUAAUAUUUCAUCCGUUGGUGGAAUUGCAAAGAUCUUCAACAUUCCAUAUUGUGCCGGGAAAACGGCUUUAGAUAGAAUAGUAGUGGACGGAGCUCCAGAAUUGGAACCACAUAACGUUUCAUUUAUAAGUAUAUAUCCAUGUGCAGUGAAAACAGAAGUUUGCAAGAAUUUAUUCCAAGAAAAGACCGUUAGCGAAGAUUUGUUUGCACAGAAUGAAAGCACAGAAUUUACUGGAAAAUGUAUCGUUACUCUAGCAUCUGAUCCUUGUAUAUUAGAGAAAACUGGUCGUGUUUUGUUUAGUGCUGAUAUUGGUGAUGAGUAUGACUUAAAAGAUAUUGACGGUCGCCACAUUACCUCUCAACUGUGGAUGCCAGCUCUAUUGACGUACAAUGGAGUGCCAGAAUGGCUAGUCAAUUGGAUGCCAACUUGGGUAAAGCUUCCCAAAUGGUUAUUGGCGAUAAACAAACCUUUGUAUAAAUUUUGAAAAUCUACAUUUUAUUUUUCUGGAUUUAAUAAAGGUUUAUAAUUAUUUUUUUAUUGUAAAUUAUUAGUAUUAUGAUUAUUAGUAUUAUAAUUGUGCUUUUAAUGGAGAUUAAAUGUAUCAGUUCUCGACUAUCAGGUAAAUAAAAUGAAAAGUUU